UUGAUCUGACCCGUUCAAAUUGCAACAAACACCUUUUCCUUUCCGCUUGGAUUCUUUCUAUAUCCGGAUUUGAUUUGCAAUUUACUCGGCGAUUCCAUCAUUUUUUAUUUUUCUUUUUCAGUGACUGAUGAGGGAUGACCCCACUUGAUUCUAUCAAACGGUUCAUAUUCAAUCUCCUAGAUCAAAUCUGAAGCCCCACGCCAAGAGUGUUGUGUCAAUCCACAUUUAACCAAAACUCAAACAGUUAAAGCAGGAUUAUCUUCUUACAUUCAUUAGUCCUCUCGAUGCCAAAGGAUAUGUAAGAACGAUCCAAGUAACUGAGAAGUGAGCUGAGAAUUGAUGAACUUAAACUAGUAAAACCUCCAAAAUCAAGGCCAAAGAAAGAAGCGGACAAAAACCCAAGAAUGAAAGAAUCCUAGUAAGAAGAAGUAGCAAGGAGGAAGACCAGAAGCAAUGGGUUUCAGCAUGGGCUUGAACUUCCUCCUUCUCUUAGCCAUGGUGGCGACUAAUAUCCUCUCCCUUUACCACCUCUCUUCCACCGUCCAAUCUCCCAAUCCUCCUUCGCCUACCCCUAUCCCUGACCACCUCCUACGCCAGCUGAACACCAUACGCGCCACCAUCAAUCACCUCACACGCCACAACCCAUCCGCCGCAUCUAAAUCCACACCCACCGUACCUCAAGAUCUCGUCCUCCACUCCCAAAUCGGCCCCAUUGCUUCUUCCUGCCACAGCCACCCUGACCUUCUCCAUAGAUACAUGAAUUACACUCCUUUUUCAACCUGCCCUUAUGAUCCUGACCUCCAAGAAACCCUUAUUCUCAAUGGCUGCCACCCACUUCCACGUCGGCGUUGCUUCUCAAAAACCCCAUCAAAAACCCCUUCCACUCUUCCUUUAAACCCUUUCGCAGCUUCCCUCCCUGACUCCUCUGUUAUCUGGAACAAAUACUUGUGUAAAUCGUUUGCCUGUCUUUCACAAAACAAUCCCGUAGGCUUCGAUCUCAACGCUCUACGCUCUUCACUGCUAAAAUACGCUUCUGAACUCGAUCUCCCCGUUAACCAGUUCAUGCAAUUGGCUAAGUCAGCUAAUUCAGUGAUCCGUCUUGGCAUUGACAUAGGUGGUGGAACUGGAACCUUCGCUGCUAUAAUGAAAAAAUUCUACAAUGUUACGAUGCUGACCACCACCAUGAACGUCAAUGCACCUUACAAUGAAGCCGUAGCUUUAAGAGGGUUGGUGCCUUUACACGUGCCGUUGCAGCAGAGGUUGCCCGUUUUCGACGGGACGAUGGAUGUGGUUCGGUGUGGAAGGGCGGUGAACAGGUGGAUACCUGUGUCGGUGAUGGAGUUUAUGUUUUAUGAUGUGGAUAGAGUGUUGAGAGGAGGAGGGUAUUUGUGGGUGGAUCGGUUCUUUAGUAAAGGAGUGGAUCUGGAGAAAGUUUAUGAACCACUAAUUGGGAAGCUUGGGUAUAAGAAAGUGAAGUGGGCAGUUACCAAUAAAACUGAUCCAAGUGGUUUGAAGAAUGGGGAAGUUUAUUUGACUGCUUUAUUGCAAAAGCCUGUUUCAAAAUGAUGACGGGAAUUGAGGAUUCAUUGAAUUUUUGAGAUAUUGAUGUCAGAUCAGAAUUGCUUGAAUGCCGGAAACAUCCCACCACCUUUCCAAAGAUUAACGUUUGCAGCCGAAAAGCUGGAAGAAAGCCUUUGCUCGAGUAACAAAAGCAACUAAUGUGGCUUACGAUUUCAGCAGCUUUUUAAUGUUGUAAAGAUUGUUGAUGUCCAAAAUAUUUUAUAGGAAGCGGAAAGUGUUGUAAAAUCACAAUGUUCUGUCGGAAAACGUGGUCAAAGUGGCCCUCGUUCAUUCAACUGUAUAACCUGUGGCCAUCUACACAUAAAUCUGGAGAACAGAUCUCAAAAUAAUGGAGUAAUACCAUAUAUAUAUUUUUGUUUGCGUUAGCAGCAAAUGU
Molecule: messenger RNA, 1957 nt
Organism: Durio zibethinus
Lineage: Eukaryota; Viridiplantae; Streptophyta; Magnoliopsida; Malvales; Malvaceae
Source: RefSeq, a predicted model, not a curated record